UGCAUUAAAAAUUGCUUUAUAUUUAAUAAUAGAUAAUUAAUAUAAAAUGUCUGAAGAAGAAGAAGAACAGGUUGUGGAUAAUUAUAAUGGUUUAACACCUCCUGCUAUGCCACCAACUAUUUCACAGCCUUUGCAUCCAACAGUGCACCAAUCUAUUCCUUCUGCUUUCCCUAACUUUGCUCAGAGCUUUCAGUCUCCAUUACACCCACCUUUUGCACCUAUGCCAUCUCAAAGUAACACUACUUUACCAAAACCACCAAUAUUUGAUAAAGAUGGCCAGAUAUGGUUAGAGGCAUGUUCUGCAGAGGGAAAGGUUUACUAUUUUAAUGCAAAAACAAGAGAAACACGGUGGACAAAGCCAGAAGAUUUUUGCUUAAAAUCAAAUGAGGAAGAAAAGUGUGAAGAAAUAGAUAAAACAGAAACGGAAGUUAAAAAUGAUGGUGACAAUACAACUGCUGAUCCUGCAGAAACACAAACUUCUUUACAAUCGCAACCUCCGAUUCAAUUUUCACCACAACUUUUGCCAGGAAUGCCUCCAUUUGUUCUGCCAAUGAUGCGGCCACCACCUGGCAUGAUGUUACCUGGAUUUUCUACUGGAUUUCAAUCUCGACUUCCACUUACUAUGCCGCCACGAUUUCCUCCACUUCCUGCUGGUUUUCGUUUACCUCUUGAGUUUGUUCCAAAAACUAUUGGUGAUUGGACAGAGCAUAGGUUACCUGAUGGUCGGUUGUACUAUUUUAAUAAUAAAACUCGAGAAUCAAAAUGGGAUAAACCAGUUGAGUUUUCAGAAAAAGUUACUGAGAACAAAGAUACCUCAACAAAAACUGAAAGUAUCGUAAAAGAAGAAACUCCUAAAUCAGAUGAAAACAGUAAGAAAAAACCGAUUGCAUCACGACCUAUUCCUGGCUCAGGCUGGCAUUUGGUUUGGACUGGCGAUGGAAAAGUUUUUUUUUUCAACCCAGUAUCUAAAUCAUCUAUUUGGGAACGACCAAAAGAAUUAGAAAGUAACUUACAAAUUGAUGAAAUGUUGCGUGAAGGGCCUGAACAAAAGGAAGAAGUGAAAGUUGAACCAAUAGUAGAAAACAAAGAAUCUUCAGAAAAUCAAAAUGAGGAACCUUCUGUCAAGAAAAUAAAACUAGAACUUGAAGAUAACGUUGAGAAAGUUCAACAGGCUGUUGAAGAGGAGCCUGAAACAAAUGAGGAAGAUGAAGAACAAGCUAAAUUAAAACUUGAGGCUGAAGUUAAAAAAGCUAUUAUUCCUUUAGAUGAAAGAAUGAUUAUGUUUAGUAAUCUGCUUCGCGAGAAAGAGGUAUCUGCAUUUUCUACAUGGAAUAAAGAACUUCAUAAGAUUUUGUUUGAUCCGAGGUAUUUGCUUUUAAACAUGCGAGAGAGGAAGCUUUGUUUUGAAAAGUAUGUGAAAGUUCGUGCUGUUGAAGAAAGAAAAGAAAGGACACAAAAACUAAAGGAUAAAAAAGAAGAUUUUAAACGUUUACUAGAUGAAGUUGUUGCUAGUGCUAAACUGACUUUUAGUGAUUUUGCAUCAAAACAUUCAAAAGAUGACAGAUAUAAAGGAAUUGAAAAGAUGCGAGACAGAGAGCUGCUGUUUAACGAAUUUAUGAUUGAUUUCCGAAAAUAUGAAAAAGAACGUUUGAAAAUCCGCGAAGAGAAGGUUCGAAUAGGUUUUUUGGAACUUCUUGGAGAGCUAAAUAACUUAGAGGAAAGCUCUCAGUGGAAAAAAGUCAAAUCUUCCAUUGAGCAUGAUAAAAGAUAUCAGCUGGUGGCUAGUUCAACAAAAAGGGAGCAAUGGUUCUAUGAUUAUUUAAAAGAAAUCAGUACAAAGCGAACCCGUCCUGAAAUAGAAAAAAUCGCAAUUGCAGAAGAACCCAUUCCUUCAGUAGUGCAGAAAUCCUCUCCUGUCCAUAAUGCUAUUACAGAAAAAAAUGAUCGCAUUGAAGCUAGCAUACGUAAACGCGAAGCUGAAGUUCGAGCACAUAAAGAAAUAAUUGACAAAGAUAAUGAAAAAGAACGAGGAUUCCAUCUACAUGAAAAAGCUAUGCAGCAUUUCAAAGCUCUUCUUGCUGAUAUGGUUCGUGAUACACAUUACUCGUGGAAAGAAACUCGCCGCUCGCUUCGUCGAGAUCCGCGUUGGGCUGCACUUGAUAUACUGGACAAAAGUGAAAAGGAAGGUUUGUUUAACGAACACGUGUUUGGGAUAAAAGAAAAGAGAAAGAAAGCUUUCAGGAAAAUGUUGGAUGAAGCUGACAUACCGUUAGAUGCUCACUGGAGGGAUGUUCGAAAAAAAGUAAAGGACGAUCCUAGAUACGCAAAGUUUGGAACAAGUGAGCUUAGGGAGGAGGAAUUUGAAGCCUAUCUCCGUGAAAGAGUUACAGCAGCACGCACGGACUUUAGAGAACUUCUUCGCGAAACUAAACUAAUUACUUACAAAUCAAAAAAUUUAUGCGAAGAAACCAAUCAUAUGAGAGACAUUCACGAAAUACUGAAAAAAGAUAAGCGAUAUGAUAAUAUGGCAACUUUAGAGAAAGAACGUGAACGCUUGAUUAUUAGCCAUAUAGACGAUCUCCACAAACGAGGGCCGCCACCGCCUCCAACCGCAACAAACCCGUCUGCAAGAUACAAAAAAGAUUGAAUGGGCUAUUCACACAGAAAUAGUGUUUUAAUCAUUAUUUUAUGUAUUAUCUUCAAUGGAAAUAUUCUAAUUCUUAUCA
Messenger RNA from Hydra vulgaris (swiftwater hydra), 2726 nucleotides. RefSeq names its product transcription elongation regulator 1. Gene Ontology annotation, cellular component: nucleus. Gene Ontology annotation, molecular function: RNA polymerase binding; transcription coregulator activity. The record is from RefSeq and is a predicted model, not a curated record. Lineage: Eukaryota; Metazoa; Cnidaria; Hydrozoa; Anthoathecata; Hydridae.